CUCCGUAUGUAUCUGAGCUCAGAACUCCAAAAACAUUCCUCUCUGUUUCUAAGCUCGUCUGAGGUCAAGUUUAGCAACUCUCGCUUGGAGAAGAUUUCCCACUUGCAGCCUUCAGGUGGUAAAAGAGUCAUUGGUUUGUCGGCUCUAUCCCGCCUCUUCUCUCCCCCUCCCUCUCUCCCCCCACACUUGUGACAUCGAUUUCACUUGUCGAUAACUAAGCGUCAACUAACAAUUCUACUCGAGAGCUUUUUUUGUUUCCUUUUCUUUUCUUUCCUCCUCUUCCUUUCUCUUAAUCGUUAGCUAGUACUCUUGCAUUUGCUAUUGUGCUUAAGAUACCCUUGCCACGAUCAUCUUAUAUUCUCGUUGAAAUCGCUUGUACCUACCUACCUCAUCCUCCACCGCAAGCUUUGGGUCCCGCCACUUUUCGUCGAUCUCGACUUCCUCGCCCUAUUUCUUUCACAGCUAGAUGGGAGUCACAUGCAAAGUCUCAAGGUGAUAAAUGAUGCUGACGGAAUGUGAAAAGAUCCUUGGUGAUGGCCUUUUACGGCUUCCUGCCGAGCACAAAUACCGCUAUGGGCCCGCCGCAGAGAAAGCCCUGCUAGAGCUCCUCUUUCGCUCUCUAGCCGGCCACAACGAAGAACGCCUGCGAAUACUAUUCCCGAACGGCCUGCCGACGGGAUCAUGGAGGCUAGCAGAGGCCCAGGGGGCUGUUGAGGGGGCGGAAUAUACUGAGGCUGCGCGGGGCAAACGCUGUGGCCAUAUCUUUCGCGCUGGCGAGGCGACGUAUCGAUGCGUCACUUGUGCGGCGGACGAAACCUGUGUUCUUUGUAGUCGAUGCUUUGAUGCGUCUGACCACACCUCGCACCAGUACCAGAUCUCUCUGUCUCCCGGGAAUUGUGGCUGCUGUGAUUGCGGGGAUGAAGAGGCGUGGAAGGUGCCUCUCUUCUGUGCAAUUCAUACUGACAACGAGGAAAAGAAGGGCAAGGAGCACGCGCAUAGCCAGCUACCGCAGGAUUGGGUGGAUAGUAUUAGGAUGACUGUGUCCCGCGCACUCGACUACUUUUGUGACGUGAUAUCCUGCUCCCCGGAACAGCUACGCUUGCCGAAAACCGAGGAAGGGAUUAGGCAGGAUGAGGAGGCCUCUCGCCUCCAACCUGGCUGGUACGGUGAUGGUGAUCAGCAGGAAGAUGAGCCGGAAUUUGCUCUCGCCCUAUGGAAUGACGAGAAGCAUACUAUUCGAGAUGUCGCCCAUCAAGUCAGUCGAGCUUGUCGGGAACGGGACCGGUUCGGAAACGAGAAGGCACACGAAACCAACGAUAUCGGAAGGAGCGUUGUCAAGUACUCAAAGGAACUCCCGAGACUGCUGGCGGUGUCGAAGAUCAUUGAGCAGAUCAAGGUCACUGUUACGAUUCGAUCUGCACGUGACACGUUCCGAGAGCAGAUGUGUGGGACUAUUGUUGAGUGGUUGGCCGAUAUUGCAGGGUGCAGUAUUCUAGAUGACAAUGAAAUCCUGCGCCAUACGAUUUGCGAGGAGUUGCUAAGCGCUUGGAAACGGGGGAGCGGUGCCUCCAACGCCGAUAUUGGCCUGAAGGGUAUUGACGACCAUGAGCGAAUGGACCACGCGCCAAUUCGUACUGUGAUGCUCCGCGUGUCGCCACAAGGCCAGGUCCUAACCCCAGACGAUGAUGACGACGAUGACGACGAUGCUGAAAACGGCGAGGCUCAACCCACUAAUGGGGAAGAAGCCGGAGAAGAUGAGGAGUACGCUGAAAUUAAUGAUGUGGAUGCUGAUGAUGAAGAUGAUGAGAUGGAAAUCGACCUGAAUAGACUACGUGAAGACGUGGACGACGACGAGGAUAUCUUAAUGGCGAAUACCGAGGACGCCCUGAACAUCGCCCGAGCGAUCUUCAGAUUCUCCAGAUCGUUCCCCGUUCAACCUGAUGAACCGGAGGAGCAGGCCCGGGAAGGCGAGCAAGAGCAAGAGGGAGAGCAAGCUCCGUCGAGUAACGACCCUCCACGGCCUACGGGGAAUGAGACCACAUCCAACGAGACCAACGACACCAACGAUAACAACCCGGGUAUGGUGUACGUCACUGUCCCUAAAACUCCAUCAGGGGUUGUCAAACCCUCUCCUGCAAAGACCCCUAGCCACUGGCAAGUCCGACCCUCGCCUCCAGUGACUGGCGAAAACUUGCCGCCGUAUGAAGACUUGUGGCAACGCACACGCCUCGACUGGAUGAUUCUGUUCGACCUCAGGCUAUGGAAGAAGACGCGUACUGACCUUCGCGACCUUUAUCUUGGGACGGUGGUUAACGUUCCCCAAUUCAAACGAAUUAUGGGCUUGCGCUUGUCUGCUCUGUACACUGCACUAGCGCAGCUUUACCUGAUUGCGGAUAGAGAACCGGAUCACUCGAUCGUUAAUCUAACCUUGCAACUUCUCACUACUCCUUCCAUUACGGAAGAAAUUGUGGUUCGCGGAAACUUCCUCACCAAGGUUAUGGCCAUUCUCUACACAUUCUUGACUACAAGACAAGUGGGUGAGCCAUAUGAGGUAAACCCCAAGGCAACGCUGGCGAUUGAUGCUGGGUCCGUGACCAACCGACGUCUCUAUCAUUUCUUCCUUGAUCUACGGUAUCUACUGCAAGCUCCAUACGUGCAGAAUCGUGUCCGAACGGAAGAGCAGUAUCUUUCGCAGUUCCUGGACCUUGUGAAACUUUCACAGGGCAUUUGUCCCAACGUGCGAGCUGUGGGAGAGCACGUCGAAUACGAGACGGAUGCAUGGAUCAGCGCCUCAAUACUCAUGCGCGAGAUCAACCGCCUUUGUCGUCAAUUCUGUGAAGCUUUCAGACACCCCGAGGCUGACGGAGGACAAAAUUUACUGCGAGCGAUUUCGGUGGCAACCAUUUCUGCAGCAGUCCACUCAGUCGGUCUGGAGCGUGGGCGGUUUGAACAGGCAGAGGUUAAAGAGUAUAUCCGUUUCAAGACGUUGCCUCCCUUUGAUUUCGAGGUCGAUGUGCCUGGCCCGGCUCCUAGAUAUCGCGUGGUCGAUUUUGUGGUGGAAAAGGGCUCAAUGAGUUUCCAUCACGCACUCCACUACACUCUCUCCUGGCUCCUCGAGUGCGGUCGUAACGUUAGCCGGGAGCUCAUGCGUGAUGUUCUCUUUAGCGCCGCCAAAGUGGCCAACGACAAGUUCAUAUUCGAAACCUACUUUGGGCCCGAAGAUAUCUUGCUUUCCAUGUUCGACUAUCCACUUCGAGUGUGCGCCUGGCUGGCACAGAUGAAGGCGGGCAUGUGGGUGCGCAACGGUCUUAGCCUUCGCCAUCAGAUGUCCCAAUACCGAGGAGUAUCGUCUCGCGACUUUGCCUACUAUCGCGAUAUCUUCUUGCUCCAGACAGCGUUGGUGAUUUGUAACCCCAGCAGAGUUCUUGCUUCCAUUGCUGAAAGGUUUGGCAUGGUUGAUUGGAUGACGAGAAACUAUAUGCCACGUGCCGGCUACGAAGAUACGCAGAUACUCGACGUUGCGGAGGAGUUUGUUCAUCUGCUUGUGAUUCUGUUGACUGAUCGCAACUCGCUCACCGGUAAUCAAGACAGCGAGACUGUGAUGCGAGAAAACAUGAGCCGGGAUAUCGCACACGUCCUUUGCUUCAAGCCUCUCUCAUUUUCUGAUUUAUCAACUCGCUUAAGCGAUAAGCUGCUCGAGUCAGACAUGUUCCAGGAUGUCCUAGAGGAAGUUGCAGGAUUUCGACCCCCUGAAGGCUUAAAUGACACGGGUACAUUCGAGCUCAAACCUGAGUACAUUGAUCUUAUCGAUCCGUAUAGUGCCCACUACACCAAGAACCAGCGCGACGAAGCAGAAAAUAUCUUUAAGGAAUGGAUGGCUAAACAAACCGGCAAAAAGGCGAUGGAUAUCGUUUUUGAGCCCAAGCUCCGCCCUAUUGCUUCUGGUGCAUUCUCUGACCUAGCUUGCUUUACCCGGACACUACUAUUUGCUCAAAUUGUACACCAGUGUCUUGACUAUGUGGUGUCCUCCAAAGACCGUACCCCGAACAUCCCAUCCACCCGUGUUGAGACCUUCCUCCAAGUCGUUUUGCAUUUGAUCCUUGCCGCAACGCUUGAAGACGGCACUGGCGAAGACAGAAUUGACGAGGAUUCUCCAAAUUCAUUCGUGUUUAAUGCUUUGACGAAAGCUCGAGCCACCCAGGCUGGUAAUUUGACCAUUAUUGGACUUCUGGAGAAGAUUUCAAUGCUGAAUGAAUUCUCUGCAUGCGGCCCGAAGAUCCGUCAUAUUUUGAAGCGUCUUUGGCAGAAGCAUCCCAGGACUUAUGCCUCUGCUGCUGCUGCGCUCACGUUCCCCUUCGACCGAAUCGACACGAACUCGCCGGCCAUUGAUAUCGAGGGCGAGAAGGAGCUGAAGAAGAAGCAAGCUCUCGAGCGCCAGGCAAGAGUGAUGGCGCAAUUCCAGCAGCAACAGCAGAAUUUCUUGAACAACCAGGGCGCGAUAGACUGGGGCGAGGAAGACUUCAGUGACCUGGAGUCGGAGCCUGAGGCGGCUCCAGAGACUAAACUUUGGAAGUACCCCAGUGGCACCUGUAUUCUCUGUCAAGAGGAGACCAAUGACUCGAGGCUCUUCGGUACCUUCGCCUUGAUCCAGGACAGUGGCAUUCUGAGACAGACUGAUAUCCAGGAUCCGGACUGGAUCAGAGAAGUUCUCAGGACGCCUUCAAGUCUAGAUAAAUCCGCAGAACAUAUACGUCCAUUUGGGGUUGCAGGUGAGAACCACACCAUGGUAAAGCGGCUGGAUUCCACGGGAGGAGAAGUUACUGGUGAAAAGAUUGGCUUGAGUAAAGGCUUCAACGCGAAGAAUACCGUUCGUGGUCCUGUGACGACAGGUUGUGGGCAUAUCAUGCACUACUCGUGUUUCGAGGUUUAUUUCACUGCCACGCAGCGGCGUCAUACUCAGCAAAUCGCCAGAAACCAUCCGGAACGUCUAUCGUAUAAAGAAUUCGUCUGCCCUCUCUGUAAGGCAUUGGGUAACGCGUUCCUCCCAAUCACCUGGAAAGGCAAGGAGGAGUCGUAUCCAGGUCUAUUGAACACUAAAUCGACCUUUGAGGAUUUUGUAAAUGUCGAAGUCCAGUCUGUUCUGUCUCACAAACUCAAUUAUGCACUUCUUGGGGACAAUAGCGAGCUACAGGCACAGGCAUACCAAGGCCUAUUCCAGGAUUACCUGUCCAAGAGCUUGGUGCCUCCUCUUGCAACCAAGGUGGAUCAGCUGAUGUCGUCUUCGCUUCCAUCAACUGCGCAUUACAUCCCGCCAGCUAGAAUGCCUAUGCCUGGUCUUUUCCCGGCUCAGGAGGAUCCUCCCGCCACAAGUCCUCUCCAGCAAGUCUCUAGCCCAAGCGACAGCCCUAUGUCUGAACUUCUGCAGAUCUACAAACGACUGAAGAAAACUCUCCGACUGAAUCAUAUCUAUUCCACUUUCAGCCAUCCACCUGAUACUCUGACUAAUGACGAUCUUGUCCAUACGGACUCGCUGUUCCAGACCUUUGGUUUCAGCAUUGCUGCAACUGAGAUCGCACAGCGCGGAGUUGAAUCCGAUCCCGGCACAACCCUGCUGGACAAGAUUCCUCAACUGACCUUGACCCAUCUCCGCGUACUCGCCGAAACAGCCCUGUCUUAUGCCGCAGUUGGAGGCCUGUACAGCAGCGGCGGUAGCCCAAGUCGGUCUGUCGAUGAAUACCACGAAAUGCAUGUCCAGAAGAUAUGCCAGCUUUUCGUAGGUCAUCCUUGCUUGGGAGGCACUGCUCUCCUCAACAACAUGCGCGAGAUUGAGCCACUACUUGCCAAAGAUACGUUUGUCUUCUUAGCUGAAUGCUCGCUCUCGCUCUUACCCGUUCUCAACAUCGAUAUUCGCCAUCUAGUCCAGAUGUGCUACGUGGCUGAAAUAGUCAAGGUUACCACCACAUACAUUCUUUCGCCUAUUGGGCUUAAGGAAGAGCUAGCUCAGCACGGCGAUGCACACUACUUAUUGGAAAUGGAAUUAUCAGACGAGCGGUUCGAAGCUACCCGACAGCUCUUCAACACCGUUGUCGCAGAGCUCAAGGCCAAUUCAGUUGGACGCGCGGCGGGGUCGUCUUCCCCUGCCGAGAGUGGCUACGUCAAGGACGGGGAGGACUCUGCCACCCCGGGCGUGAUAAUCGCCCUGCGUCGUUUGGUCUCUAGCUACGCCUUGACCUUCCUGCGUAAGGUGGUCAUUCUUCUUCAUGUCCAACAUGGCGUGGAGUUCCCCAGCACCGGUUUCAGCGAUGUCGGGGUUUCCGAGCUAGACCGUCUAACCAAGACCCUGCAUAUGCCCUCUCUUGACGAUAUCUUCUCCUCGAUUAAACCUGCCCGUAAGACCGGCGACCCCUUCGAUGGUAUUAUCUCUGGGUGGAUCUUCCACUGGAACGCCUCCCGCUCGGGCAUCCGCAUCGGAGACAACAAAUUCUGGCCUAGCCUUGCUCAUCCAGCAAUCUUCGAGUUAGUCGGCCUGCCAAAAUACUUUGACAGCCUAAUUGAGGAAGCGAACCGACGUCGCUGCCCUAACUCGAAGAAAGAGCUCAGCGACCCGAGCAUAUGUCUUUUCUGCGGGGAUAUUUUCUGCUCACAGGCGGUUUGUUGCAUGGAGAACAAACUAGGUGGCUGUAGCCAGCAUCUUCAAAAAUGUGGCAAAAACAUUGGCCUCUUCAUUAACAUCCGUAAAUGCACCGUCCUUUACCUCCACAACCAGAGCGGAUCAUGGCACUUUGCUCCGUACCUCGACCGACACGGCGAAGUCGACCCAGGCCUCCGACGGAACCGGCAACUAAUUCUCAAUCAGAAACGAUAUGACAGACUUCUUCGCGAUGUGUGGCUGUCCCAUGGUGUUCCCGCAACUAUCAGCCGUAGACUGGAGGCUGAGAUUAACAACGGAGGCUGGGAGACUAUCUGAGCGAAGCCUUAGAUAUAUGAUGAUUCCUUUUCUUGUACCUUUCGUGGCACUGACUUUAGAACUUGGCCUGCGCUACAGAUUUAUUGAUUUGUCCUGAUGACCAGUGUCCAAAAGCCGGUUUGUGUUAUGUUUUAUUCGCUCCAUUAGUUUGCGGUUGAUGCUGUAUUGGAUGUCUAUAUUAAAUAAAAUGGCACCUCUUUGGUUUUAU
Messenger RNA from Aspergillus ochraceoroseus IBT 24754, 7175 nucleotides. RefSeq names its product putative ubiquitin-protein ligase E3 component (UBR1). The record is from RefSeq and is a predicted model, not a curated record. Gene Ontology annotation, biological process: protein ubiquitination; ubiquitin-dependent protein catabolic process via the N-end rule pathway. The coding region runs from base 500 to 6967 and encodes 2155 amino acids. Gene Ontology annotation, molecular function: ubiquitin protein ligase activity; zinc ion binding. Lineage: Eukaryota; Fungi; Ascomycota; Eurotiomycetes; Eurotiales; Aspergillaceae. Gene Ontology annotation, cellular component: ubiquitin ligase complex; cytoplasm. The transcript has 2 exons.